Molecule: messenger RNA, 630 nt
Organism: Dacryopinax primogenitus
Lineage: Eukaryota; Fungi; Basidiomycota; Dacrymycetes; Dacrymycetales; Dacrymycetaceae
Exons: 5
Source: RefSeq, a predicted model, not a curated record
AUGCAGGAUGCAGCCAGGAGGCAUGACAAAAAUUGGAAAGUCCCCACCAGCUUCAGAGCUGAGUUGAAGAAGGACAUGUACUUGUUGAGCCCCAAGUGCCCCUCAUACGUCCAAUCUGCAUGUAACAUUAUGAUGUUGGAGAAGUAUUUGAUGUCAAACCUGGUUGUUGUACAGGCUAAAUUCACCCUCAAACCAUGGCUGUUUGACUAUGACCUGUCACACUGGAUCAUGAGGCAGCACUCCCAGCUCAGUGACACCACCAUAACCAAUGCCCAGGGAAAAGAAGAGAAAGUGCCUAAAGAAUACUUUCUGUAUGUAGAUCACUGCAUGAAGGCUGCGAAGGAGGAGCACGGAAAGGAUCAAGUUCAUGCAUCUGUUCUUGCAGCAGGACCUUGAGACAUAUCCUGUAGGCAAAUCAACCCCAAGCAACACCAAUACACCAGGAGUCUGGAAAUCAGCCUCUCAGAUUGAAACAGCGGCAGCAGCAGCAGUGGAAUUCAAUAAUUGUGAGAAGGGCAUGGAAUAGAUCCCAUGAGUGUUAGUAGUGGGGGGUGGGGUUGAAAGGGGGACAUCCAAAUCAUGAUUUGACUGUAAUAUGUGUAUUAUAGUAUUACCUAUUAUCUGAUUGAC